Caenorhabditis remanei is the source of this 420-nucleotide messenger RNA. RefSeq lists its product as uncharacterized. The record is from RefSeq and is a predicted model, not a curated record. Lineage: Eukaryota; Metazoa; Nematoda; Chromadorea; Rhabditida; Rhabditidae. Bases 1 to 420 code for a protein of 139 amino acids. Gene Ontology annotation, cellular component: cell surface. The transcript has 3 exons.
AUGAAAUCCCUCCUCGUCCUCUUAGCCACUGUUUCAUGUACCUAUGCGAUUGGCUUCACUCAGUCUGUCGCGGUGAAAGGAAGACUGAUUUGUAAUGAUGCGCCAGCAAAGGAUGUGAGGGUUAAGAUGUAUGAUAAAGAUAUUUUGGUCGACACAAAACUCGACGACAAAUCCACCGACGGAAACGGUGAGUUCUACUUGUCCGGUGGGGAUUCUGAAGUCAGCUCGAUCGAUCCACGUGUAAAUAUCUACCAUGACUGUGAUGAUGGAUGGACGCCAUGCCAACGUCGUCUGACCGUUGGAAUCCCUGACAAGUACAUCACCAACGGCGACAAACCGUCCAAAGUGUUCGAUCUCGGUACAAUUCAAUUGGCAGGAAAAUGGGUCGGCGAGACCAGAGACUGUAUUCACAGACAUUGA